AUGACGGACAUGCUGUGGCCACCAUCCGACUCGGACACGUCGUGGAGCCCGCUGUCAGAGGCCGACAGUCCCGGCACGUUGUCGCCGCUGCCGUCGCUCGCCCUCGAUGACAUGGACUCGUCGGCGCUUCCCGUGUCCUCGGGCGCUAUGUCUGGUGCACUGUCCUCGGGCGUAUUGUCGUCUGGCGCACUGCUGUCCAUUGAUGCGCAGAUCCAAGCUUGGCGCAUGCCAUCUGUCGAGGCUGUGGGGGGCUUGCGACGCGACACGGUGGAGUCGAAAGAGGCACCACCGUUCACCAACAGUUUAUCGGGAGAUCUGCCCACCCCCCCGCCCCCUCCCCCCACGCCAUGGGACGUCGUGCUGCGCGCAUGCGAGACAACGCGUGCUCUAGGGUAUAUCCCCGGCACGCUGUUUGCGCUUAUUGUUCUUCCCCACCUCCUGACUUUCGCCAUGGUGUGCGCGGCCGCAACCGUGGCCAGGCGAGCUCUAGGAACCGCGCGGAUGGUGCAUCUCGGACCGGCGCUGAUUUGUGCCUUCGUCGUUGUCUAUUCUGUUAGCCAGUACAAUACACGGUCGGAUCUGGCCGACGAGAUGGCUCGCAACGCGCGUGUCAUGCUGGAGAUCCGGCGCGAACUCGCGGUUAUACGCGCACAGCUCAAAGAGGUGAACCGCGAGUGUGCGGGUGCGUCGCGGUUUGUAGGCAAAACCGUGCGCGAGCGGUCGUGGCCAACCCCGCUCCGACAUGCUCUGCACACCGUCAGCCUUGAUAUGCAAGUGUACCACACGAUCAAGGACGUUCCCCGCCUCAAACUGCUGCACGCACUGCGGAAAUCGCACCUCUGGGAGGGGAUUGCCGACCAUGAACUCGCCCGCCUGCUCCAGGUACAUCAAGACUGGUCGCUGUGUAAAGUGUUGGAGAGGUUUCCGCCCGGGCGUGUGCCAGACCACGAGUGCGUCGACGCGUCCAGGCGCGGGACGGUGUGUGCGCCGCGUAAGCCCAAGAAGGAAGGCAAGGAGUAG
Messenger RNA from Cutaneotrichosporon cavernicola, 1020 nucleotides. RefSeq lists its product as uncharacterized. The record is from RefSeq and is a predicted model, not a curated record. Lineage: Eukaryota; Fungi; Basidiomycota; Tremellomycetes; Trichosporonales; Trichosporonaceae. The transcript is spliced from 3 exons. The coding region runs from base 1 to 1020 and encodes 339 amino acids.